CUCUGCAGGGCUGCGGCUCUCCAGGACCGGAGUUUGCCACCGCUGGUAUAUAGGCACACAUUCUUGUCAGUUAACUAAAGGUAGUCAAAUUAGUCAGAUACAAACAGGUUCUUUGGCAUCCUCUCAGCCUCAAAAAAAAAAACACACCCAGACUCAUGAAAUCAAAAUGGACAAUUCUUAAUUAAUUGUAAUGAACAUUGCAGCAAUUACCAAAUGACAACGAUCCAGUCAAUUCCCUUGUGGACAAAAUUGAGUCUUGUCCUACCUUUUUUUCUUAUUCAAGAAGCUGUUUCAUUUGGAUAUGUCACAAUAGGGGAGUAAAGACCCCAAUUUCCAUUUCAUGACAUAUGAGUUUAUUUGCAUAAGUAUGGUUUGUGCCAACCCCCCAAAAAUGUUGUGCAGUGAGUUAUUAGAAAACAACAAACCAGCUGAGAUGUGUGAUCAGGGUGUGGAGGACGUGUUUGUGUUCUGUACCAGAGGAGAGCUGAUGCGCUACAGGGUGCCCUGUCUGUUAGAGGUUUAUUCUCUGAAUGGACUCAGAGUGCACCACCUCCCCUUCCCGGACGGGGGCGCCCCAGAGCUUUCGCAAUGCAGCUGCAUUCUAGAAGAACUGCAGGACUGCCUGCAGAAUCAGCGCAGGACUGUCAUACAUUGUUAUGGAGGCCUGGGACGCUCAGGGUUAAUUGCUGCAUGUUUGCUGCUGCAGCUCUCUGUCUCCAUGACACCCAGUGCUGCUCUGGAGAUCCUGAGGGAGCUGAGAGGAGGUGGAGCCAUUCAGACCGUCAAGCAAUACAACUUCCUUCAUGAGUUUCGGGAGAAGUUUGAAGCAUAUCAAGAAACCAAAGAGCGACUUUCAGAGAGAUCAGUGUCCCGAUGAUCAACCUGACAUCCAGAUGAUGUAAAAGCAGAAAAAAAGACAAAUUACUUUGAUUGGUGUUUUUGCUCUGUGGAUUUUUUUCUACUUUGAUUAUGAAUGCAUUUGUUUCUUUUCUGAUGGCACUUUAAAAAUUCUGUAUUUUUAAGUCAAUCUAAUAAUAUUGUGCUUAAUAUAUAACUUUAACUUUGCAAUUAAAUGGGUCUUGUUCAGUAAGUGAGUCUUAAAGGUGCAGCAAGUGAUUUCUGAGACACGCUGUUGAAAAUUGUAAUCAACACCCAAACAAACAAUUUUGUGAAUAUUUUCUAUCUGUUUUUUAUAUGUAUGUUGAAACAGAUUGUUUGUGUAUAGUCCUGGCUGUGUAAACAAGGGAGAAACGUGGAUCAGACCGAGCACCAUAACACUCUUGUAGCCAAUCAGCAAUAGGGGCGUUUACGCUCAUGAUGGGGAGGAGAGAGCCUGAGCAAGCUGGAGAUUUGUCUAGACUGUAGAAAGAGAGAUGGCUGAUGCAUUCCCAAGAGAAAAAUGUCACAAGAAUAUAAUUAAAAGAAGGCUUACAAUCAGGCAAACUCUAGGACCUGCGUUAAUAUGGGGAAAGCUUUCGGCGCCGAGGUUGCUAUGUUUUCUCUCGGUACACGAGUAACAUUGGUUUUACUAUAUUUCACAAAACCAAGACAUGCUGUUGCAAUAUUAUCUAUAGCGCUGCUGGUGCUUGGCUAUUACAAAAAGCAUUUCAUAACUGGCUAUUACAGCUAUGAUGAAAACAUCCGUUUCGGCAGACACUGUCUUGAUAAACCAUCUGUUAUAGUUGUAUGUGUUGCAUGGUGUGUUCAUGAAUUUUUGUCGAUUUCAGACAGUUUCUUAGAAAUCGGUUAGCGCCUAAACACGUAAUGUCUGCAUUAUAUCGUGCAUUGUCUGCAUUAAUCCUGCCCAGUCGAUCAAAUUGAGAGAAAUGUUUAUUUUUGUGUCUGGGAAACCAUAUAUUGCUUAUGUGAGUACCGGUGAUUUGGAUGGUGGAUUAAGUUAUUAUGCAGCUGUUGGCAAUCAUUCCUGGGAAUUUUCUUUUCAAAGUGGUCAUUAGUAAGGAAAUUUAUAAAGUUUGCAACAAUUACGUUACCUAUGAAGUGAACCAAGGUAACAUGAACCAAACCUUUAAUUUAAACAGAGAAACACAAAUAGUCAUACAAUCAAAACAGCUCAAAUGCUGUCGUGAAUGAUGAAAAAUAUUUUUUCAUAUACUUCAUAUUUGCCACAUGAUAAUACUUUUUGAUAAACUAUGACUAAUAUCCAGAAGUAAGCCUAUGGGCGAGACUUCCGGUUCAACAGCGUGCAGUAAACGGUGAAACUGUUUGUAGUACAAACCAGUGUGUUAAGAUAACGCAUUACAAUAAUAUGCUAAGACACACCAAUCUGCAAUGUCAAGCAACAAAACAAGCUGUUUUGUACAGCUAAAAAUAGCUGGACG
Sinocyclocheilus rhinocerous is the source of this 2339-nucleotide messenger RNA. It is a transcript of the gene cdkn3, whose product is annotated as cyclin dependent kinase inhibitor 3. The transcript has 5 exons. Gene Ontology annotation, biological process: protein dephosphorylation. Gene Ontology annotation, molecular function: protein tyrosine phosphatase activity. Lineage: Eukaryota; Metazoa; Chordata; Actinopteri; Cypriniformes; Cyprinidae. The coding region runs from base 341 to 877 and encodes 178 amino acids. The record is from RefSeq and is a predicted model, not a curated record.